Messenger RNA from Pocillopora meandrina, 1116 nucleotides. NCBI's taxonomy places the organism in Eukaryota, Metazoa, Cnidaria, Anthozoa, Scleractinia, Pocilloporidae. The record is from the annotation of a GenBank genome assembly.
AUGGCGGCCGUGACUUGGCGUGCUAGGAAACGAUGUUUUGAAGUUCUUCAACAACGCAGCCUUCGCUUAAUCCAAACGAACGCCUCAUUAAAAUGCUCAGGAGAUUUAAAAUGCUCUCAUUUGCGAAAGAGAGGACUGUUGAAAGUGAGGGGAAGAGAUUCCGUAAAGUUUCUGCAGGGACUCAUCACAAACAAUGUGGAGUCUUUCCACAAGAAUGUAGAACGAAAAGCGAUGUACGGUGUAUUUUUGAACGCCAAUGGUCGCACAUUAUACGACACUGUUCUCUAUAAACACGAUAGAAGUGGCGACGUACCUGCAUUCUUUCUUGAGUGUGAUGUUAGUGUGAUUCCAGACCUUACAAAACAUUUGAAGAUGUUCAAACUACGCUCGAAAGUCGACAUCAUUCAUGCAGAAGAUUACGCGCCGUGGGUGAUAUUUUCAAUGUCAGGGACUAUUGACUUCAAAGAUGUGUCGAGUAACUCGGAUAUUAAAGUGCUGGUGAAGGAUCCUAGAGUUGAGCAGCUAGGAUUUCGUGCGGUGUUGCCUAAGGGCUUAAGUCCAUGUGUUUGUCUUGAAGAUGUCUACGAGACAGGAGAUAGCUUUGAAUAUGACGUACUGAGAGCUAAACUGGGAAUUUGCGAGGGAGUGGAUGAAAUACCACCGGGAAAUGCAAUGCCCUUGGAAUACAACAUUGCAUAUCUUAACGGAGGUAUAACUUUCAACUUAGGAACAGGUCAUCAUUCAUUGUCUGGCAGGUGGAGGAUCACAUAGUUUUCUUGGGGGAUCAGAAGGGGGAGGGAAGGAUCAGUCACCGCCAAAAAGAGUUUAGGGGGAGGGACUUUAAAAAAUCAACUGCCAAAAGAGGGGGGAAGGAUCAUAAUAAUAUUAUGGAGUCUUCUUAGGGGGAUCAGGUAAACUUAAUCAUGACUCAACCAAAAUCUUCCAACCCUAACCAUAACCCCCUCCCCAACCACACUCACACACAACAAAUAAUAUUAAUUUUAUUACUUUGUUCUUUUCCUAGUUUCUUUCAACAAAGGCUGUUAUCUUGGACAAGAACUUACAGCUAGGACUCAUCACACUGGAGUCAUUAGGAAGUUUAACGGUUCCAUUUAA